UUCGGAAGAUGUCAGGAAUUGACCCUGGUUAGCCAGCGGAGGAGACUCUGCAAAAGGAAGAGAAUACAGACUCAGCCCUACUGCAGGCAGCACAGUCGGCCUGAAGCUGGCCGAGACCAGCCCCCUAUGCUUCCUGCAAUGCCUGUGGGACAGGCGGAUCAGGCGGAUCCUGCAAUGCCUGUGGGACAGGCUGGUCCUGCAAUGCCGGUGUUGCAAGCGGAUCCUAUGCAAGUGGACUUACACCCUGACCGUCCUGAGCUUGCAAUGCCGGCGUUGCAGGCUGAUCAACCACUGGCAGCGAACGACCUUGGACAAUGCCAGGAACUUACACUAGUCAGCGGACGCCGUCGACUUUGCAAACGGAGACGGCGUCUAUCACAGCCUUACUGCAGGCAGCACAGUAAGACUUUCAUAUUCUCAUUUGGCUUUAUCAGCGAAAUAUGAAUUUUAAAUUGUUUG
Molecule: messenger RNA, 459 nt
Organism: Aplysia californica (California sea hare)
Lineage: Eukaryota; Metazoa; Mollusca; Gastropoda; Aplysiida; Aplysiidae
Source: RefSeq, a predicted model, not a curated record